Pelagomonas calceolata is the source of this 1531-nucleotide messenger RNA. Lineage: Eukaryota; Pelagophyceae; Pelagomonadales; Pelagomonadaceae. The record is from the annotation of a GenBank genome assembly.
AAGCCUGGCAUCGCGCUGUUGCGAGCGCCGUACCAACAAACGGCAGCCCAACGACCAGCGGCAGCACCACCAUGGGCGCCAAGGUCCACCCCGGCGGGAAAAAGCCGCCGCCCAUGACCGGCAACGAGGCCCACGUCUUCGUGAAGAGCCCCAACGCGGACCGAGCAAAACAGCUCUGCGCCAUAGCCGAGAAGUGCGGCUUCGCGUCGUCGAUCCACCCGGACACGGACAAGUGCCUGGAGGAGCUCGGCCAGCUCAUGAAAGACAAUAGGGUAUUACCAUCAGCAAUAAUUGUGGACAUCUACGACGAAAAUGGCGACGGCAUGGUCGACGAGGACGAGAUGUGCUGGCCCUUGUUGCGCAUGGUCCAGCGGCCGCACGCGCCCUUCGACGAGCGGCUUAAAAGGGUGUUCGUUUGUGUCAUAUCGAGGGAUGUUGCCGAAUCACCAAGACUGACGCUGGACGCUCUUGGUGCGGGCGCCAAGAUGGUCACGGACAACGACGACGCCGUCAAGGAAGCGCUGGAUCUACUACGCUUGACAUCGGUGAAAGGCAAGGGCGUGCGAGGUGAGAGUAGUGGUACCAAAAGAGGCGAGGUGAGAUGCCCCGUGUGCCAACUACCUGGACUAAGUCCACCGUUACUGUAUGGCCACUACUCGUUGUGUCAUGUCACGGAGCCGGGGCCGGAUGGGACCUGUCCGCUCUGUCCCCAAGUCUGCAGGGCAGGCCACGGCUUCACGCCCUUUGCCCGACACUUGGAGGACUGCCACGCUCCUGAUGGUUUGGAUGAGAACCAGGACGGUCACAUCUCCGCCGAAGAAUUGCGGAACUCCAUGAAGAAAAUGGUCAACACGAAAGCGGCCAAAAAAAACUUGGAGGAGAUGUUCCGGGCUUCGGCCGUGACCAUUGGUCCUGAAAAAUACGCGGCCUACGCGUGGUUAGUUGUCCGAAGACCAUCCGACGGCAAGUACCUCAUGGUUUUAGAGUCAGCGCACACUUCUGGAUGCCACGGCAAGCCGAGAUAUUGGCUCCCGGCCGGGAAAUGCGAUCCCGGGGAGACCCUCGUAGAAGCUGCCGUAAGAUCCUGCGCCGAGGACACGCAUGUUACGGUGAAGCCCAUGGGCGUUCUCAGACUAAUGUUGGAACCCUCGGCGAAGAAGUCGCUCCGAGUUAUUUUAUACGCCGAACCCGUGGACGAUGACCCAUCGAUCGUAGUGCCAAAAUCCGUACCGGACUUCCACUCGGUGGGAGCGAUCUGGGUCGACCCCGGCGACCUGGAAGACCUCAACGAGAACGAGUACCGGAACCCAGAUCCCCCGAAGUUUUUUCCUGGGGUGGAAGAGGGCACGAUCAAGGCGCACCCCUUGGAUACCGAUGCGUGGAACAAUCUCGAAGGUAUCGUGAAGGAGCUGACGGCGUCUCCCGAUCCUCAAAAACGCGAUUCUCAAAUACCGGCCGCGUGGGACGCGUGCGAGCGGACGUACAAGAGCGCGUGCCACAUGGAGGCCAAGGCCAAGUAAGUCCCGUAGAU